AUGAGCAGCCACGGCAAUAGCCUGUUCCUGCGGGAGAGCGGCCAGCGCCUUGGCGGGGUGGGCUGGCUGCAGGGGCUGCAGGACAGCGUGCAGCAGAGAGCGCUGCGCACCCGCCUGCGCCUGCAGACCAUGACUCGAGAGCACGUGCUGCGCUUCCUGCGCCGGAAUGCCUUCAUCCUGCUCACUGUCAGCGCCGUGGUCAUAGGGGUCAGCCUAGCCUUUGCUUUGCGCCCGUACCAGCUCACCUACCGUCAGAUCAAGUACUUCUCCUUCCCUGGUGAGCUUCUCAUGAGAAUGCUGCAGAUGCUGGUGUUGCCCCUCAUUGUCUCCAGCCUGGUCACAGGUAUGGCUUCCUUGGACAACAAGGCAACAGGGCGGAUGGGCAUGAGGGCAGCUGUGUACUACAUGGUGACCACGGUCAUUGCGGUCUUCAUUGGCAUCCUCAUGGUCACCAUCAUCCAUCCUGGAAAGGGCUCUAAGGAGGGGCUGCAUCGUGAGGGCCGCAUUGAGACCAUCCCCACAGCUGACGCCUUCAUGGACCUGGUCAGAAAUAUGUUUCCACCCAACCUUGUGGAGGCCUGCUUCAAACAGUUCAAGACACAGUACAGCACGAGGGUGGUGACCAGGACCGUGGUGCGGACAGAGAAUGGUUCUGAGCUGGGUGCCUCCAUGCCGCCUCCGUCCUCAAUGGAAAAUGAAACCAGCAUCCUGGAAAAUGUCACUCGGGCCCUGGGCACCCUGCAGGAGGUGCUCAGCUUUGAGGAGACCGUGCCUGUGCCGGGUUCAGCCAACGGUAUCAAUGCCUUGGGCCUCGUGGUCUUCUCUGUGGCCUUUGGGCUGGUCAUUGGUGGCAUGAAACACAAGGGCCGGGUCCUGAGGGACUUCUUUGACAGCCUCAAUGAGGCUAUUAUGAGGCUGGUGGGCAUCAUCAUCUGGUAUGCACCUGUGGGCAUCCUGUUCCUGAUUGCUGGCAAGAUUCUGGAGAUGGAAGACAUGGCCGUCCUUGGGGGUCAGCUGGGCAUGUACACACUGACUGUCAUCGUGGGCCUGUUCCUCCACGCUGGCGUUGUGCUGCCCCUCAUCUACUUCCUCAUCACCCAUCGGAACCCCUUCCCCUUUAUUGGGGGGGUGCUGCAGGCCCUCAUCACUGCCAUGGGCACCUCUUCCAGCUCUGCAACCCUGCCCAUCACCUUCCGCUGCCUGGAGGAGGGCCUGGGUAUAGACCGCCGCAUCACCCGAUUUGUGCUGCCGGUGGGGGCCACCGUCAACAUGGAUGGCACUGCCCUCUAUGAGGCCUUGGCUGCCAUUUUUAUUGCUCAAGUCAACAACUAUGAGCUCAACCUGGGCCAGAUCACCACAAUCAGCAUCACGGCCACAGCGGCCAGCGUUGGGGCUGCUGGCAUCCCCCAGGCCGGCCUGGUCACCAUGGUCAUUGUGCUCACGUCUGUUGGGCUGCCCACGGAAGACAUCACACUGAUCAUAGCUGUGGACUGGUUCCUGGACCGGCUUCGCACGAUGACCAACGUGCUGGGGGACUCCAUUGGAGCGGCCGUCAUUGAGCACUUGUCCCAGAGGGAGCUGGAGUUGCAGGAGGCUGAGCUCACCCUCCCUAGCCUGGGGAAGCCCUACAAGUCACUCAUGACACAAGAAAAGGGGGCGUCCAGGGGCCGGGGAGGCAACGAGAGUGCCAUGUGAGGGGCCUUCAGCUCUUCUCCAAGGCAGGAGGAAGGGGACUGGGGAGGGGACCCUGAGGACAGUCUGCUGCUCAGCCGACCCUGGGCUGCACACAGGUUCUGCUUGGCUUCUUUGUGAGAGGGACUAAGAUAAAGGAGCAGGAGUGAAAG
Messenger RNA from Urocitellus parryii (Arctic ground squirrel), 1844 nucleotides. It is a transcript of the gene Slc1a6, whose product is annotated as solute carrier family 1 member 6. Gene Ontology annotation, molecular function: neutral L-amino acid transmembrane transporter activity; L-glutamate transmembrane transporter activity; glutamate:sodium symporter activity. NCBI's taxonomy places the organism in Eukaryota, Metazoa, Chordata, Mammalia, Rodentia, Sciuridae. Gene Ontology annotation, cellular component: plasma membrane. The record is from RefSeq and is a predicted model, not a curated record. Gene Ontology annotation, biological process: L-glutamate transmembrane transport.